This is a messenger RNA of Debaryomyces fabryi, 2994 nucleotides long. Its product is annotated as pheromone-regulated protein. The transcript has a single exon. Gene Ontology annotation, biological process: transmembrane transport. The record is from RefSeq and is a predicted model, not a curated record. Gene Ontology annotation, molecular function: transmembrane transporter activity. The coding region runs from base 1 to 2994 and encodes 997 amino acids. NCBI's taxonomy places the organism in Eukaryota, Fungi, Ascomycota, Pichiomycetes, Serinales, Debaryomycetaceae.
AUGUCUAAUAACUUCGCUCGUAAUGACAUUUCUUCAAGUUCUGAUGAUGAAGCAGACAAUUAUAGAUCCCAAAUCCAGAUUCCGAGACUAGAUCUAGCAAAUUAUAGGAAGCAGCAAAAAUCUACUUCCAAGACGAACCUUGCCAAAGCGGGUAAAAGACUUAAGCACAAGUCAGUUAGAUUCCCCGAUCUGUAUUCUCCUAGAGAUACUAUUAUAAGCAAUACAUCUACCACUACAAAUAAUUCUUCGUCAGAUUCUGAGCUAGAGCCUGAUAUGGCUGGUGGUGAGAAUUCGAAUUUGCCAAAUUUCAAUUUUAGUGCAGACAGGAUACACUCGCCAGAUUAUGCGAAUGAAGAUGAGCCAAACGACUACAGUGACGAAGAAGAGGAUACAUUUGAGCCUCCGGCUGAGUUUUAUGCUUCGGAGGGAUCGGACGAUGACAUGGAAGCUAAUGACAAAACUGAUAAGGAAGAGGUGGUAAAUGAAAAGGAAGAAAUAUUCGAUGAUUCGCAUUCUAGGAACUCUAGAACAUCUAAGGAGUCUAAAACAACAACUUCUGGAGCUAGGAAUUCUAGAAAGUCAAUUACUUCGCUCCAGCGUAACGAAACUGAUGUAACCGAUCAGUUAAAAAGAACCACAUCUACAACCUCGUCAUCAAAUACAGAAAAGCGUACUGGUUUGAAAGAUAUUUUACGUAAAUUUGCUCUAGUAGAUCAACAAUAUCCCGAAAAUGCAGGCAAUCGUGAAAGUGAGGACUUAGGGCAGCCAUCUAGAUCCGAUACAUUUUUGGGUAAUGUGUUGUCUAUGGCCGGUGAAAGUGGUGGAUUGGUUCCAGGGGCCACACACUUCUCUAGGGAGAAGACAAUAGAUGAAGAGGAAGAAGUGGGCCUUGAAAAUGAAGACUCAGAUGUAAUUGAAAUGAAGAAGUUAGAUUUUGCGCAAUUAAGUAACGAAGCGCAAAACUUGAUUUCUACGCAUGUCCCUGACUUAGUUAAUAAGUUGCCAGAAGGUACAAGUAGUGAUCAUCAACUUGACUCGGAUACUUCUGCCUCGAACUUAAUUAAAAAAGAAGAGGAGGAGGAAGUGAACGGUAAGAAGGAUGAUGAUUUCUAUGUUCCUAAUCCUGACUAUUUCAUUCGUGGAGAUAUUAAUAAUGGCAAUGAUGGAGAUGACUAUUUAAUGUUGGAUGAGGAUAUGGACAAUAUUGCGCCUCCUAAACGGGUUCAGGCAGGUGUUCUUUCGUCCUUGUUAAAAUUAUAUCAAAAUCCUCAAGAACAACAAUCUUCAACUUCGUUAACCUCGAAGAGUACUUAUGGAGGUACAACUUUGGCCGAAGACCAAGAUUACAGCUUAAACGAAACAAAAACUACCAGUACGUUAGAUUUUACGAAGUUGAAAAAUGAUUUUAAAUCUGGUCCAAGAAGAAUGGCUAAUAAAAUUCCUGGUAGAAAGCAUGGCGUUCAUAAACAAGAUACGCAAGACGAGUUUGCUGAGAAGUUUUACGAUGAAGAUGGUAAUGAAAUUGCACCACCAAAUUUACCAUCAUUUCACAAUGCAAAGCCUAAAGCUCCUAAAAAAAUUGCAUAUGCUGGAAAAGUCCCAUCCAAGGUUCACAAGAAACUUAAAGAGCAUAAGAGACAACGAGACCAGCAGCUUCGUAUCACUGUGCAUAUUGCCGAUAUUCUUCAUAGACAAAGAUUUAUUAUGAGAAUGUGUAAAGCAUUGAUGAUGUUUGGAGCUCCAACUCACAGAUUAGAAGAAUAUAUGACUCUAACGAGUAGAGUAUUAGAGAUUGAUGGUCAAUUCGUUUAUUUUCCGGGCUGUAUGAUUGUAUCAUUUGGUGAUGCAUCGACUAGAACUUCUGAAGUUCACUUGGUCAGAUGCGCUCAAGGUUUAAAUUUAUCAAAACUUUCUGAUACACAUAGAAUUUAUAAAGGUGUUAUUCAUGAUAUAUUACCAGUUGAUGAAGCCUCCACCCAACUUGAAGAAUUAUUGAAGAAAAAGAACAGAUACUCACCAUGGAUAUGUGUUUUCCUCUAUGGAUUGGGAUCAUCUAUGGUUUGUCCUUUUGCUUUCGAUGGUGGAUGGUAUGAUGUCCCCAUUGCUUUCGGUGUAGGAUUGUGCGUGGGGUAUUUGCAAUUUUUUGUGUCUUCAAAAUCUAACUUAUACUCUUCAGUUUUCGAAGUCACUGCAUCUAUUGUUGUCACAUUUAUUGCAAGAGCGAUUGGAUCCAUUCAUAAUGGUAAUAUCUUCUGUUUUUCUGCUAUUGCACAAGGUUCACUAGCGUUGAUUUUGCCUGGUUAUAUUAUUUUGACUGGAUCUUUAGAGUUGCAGUCUAGAAACAUUGUCGCCGGUUCUGUCAGAAUGUUCUAUGCUAUUAUCUAUUCGUUAUUCUUGGGUUUUGGUAUCACAUUAGGAGCAUCGUUAUAUGGUUGGGUUGACAGUAAUGCAGUCUCAACUGCAAAAUGUAAAAACUCAAUCAAACAAGAUGAAUUCAAAAUUCUCUUUGUUCCAAUGUUUUCAGCAUGUUUAGGUUUGAUUAAUCAAGCAAGAUGGAGACAAUUGCCAAUUAUGAUUGCUAUUGCAUGCGCUGGUUAUGUAGGUACAUUUUUUGCCGGUAAACAUAAGCAAUUUACUGAAGUCACUGAAUUCACUGCUUGUAUCGGCGCAUUUAUCGUUGGUAUUUUGGGUAAUUUGUACUCAAGAAUUGGUAAAGGUAUGGCAGUGGCUGCCAUGUUGCCAGCUAUUUUUGUCCAAGUUCCAUCUGGUAUAGCAUCUAAAAGUUCUCUCUUGGCUGGUGUUGAAUCAGCUGACAAGAUUACAAGUAGUAAUUCUACUUCUAGCGACACUACUACAGAUUCGGAUUCGGCGGGCUCAUUAGCUUUUGGUGCCACUAUGGUUAAGGUUUCAAUUGGUAUUAGUGUGGGAUUAUUUGCUUCUGCUUUGUUCGUGUACCCAUUUGGUAAGAAAAAAACUGGUCUUUUUUCUUUGUAG